This is a messenger RNA of Mollisia scopiformis, 3774 nucleotides long. Its product is annotated as P-loop containing nucleoside triphosphate hydrolase protein. Gene Ontology annotation, molecular function: ATP hydrolysis activity; ATP binding; ABC-type transporter activity. Bases 145 to 3774 code for a protein of 1209 amino acids. Gene Ontology annotation, cellular component: membrane. Gene Ontology annotation, biological process: transmembrane transport. NCBI's taxonomy places the organism in Eukaryota, Fungi, Ascomycota, Leotiomycetes, Helotiales, Mollisiaceae. The record is from RefSeq and is a predicted model, not a curated record. The transcript is spliced from 15 exons.
GACGGACCGGCGCAAAGCCGUCCAGUAACUUCAGACUCCUCUCAUCCAUGGUCACCGUCGGCGACCUUACGAUUCUUUGAGGACGCCGAUAUCGAGAAUGGACUUCAUGAUCCUGAGAUAGCAAGUGAUACCCGUAACGAGACGAUGUCGGAGACACCACCAGACGAUGAUAGACCUGCCACUCCGCCGUUGCCGAAUCCAUGGUCAACUUCAGCAACUCUGCCAGUCUCUCUGGAGCCCGAAGUCCAAGAGAAAGGCCCAUCUGUAGCUGCGAACGAAAAUCAUCGAACAGAAGAAAUCUCUCCGACACCAUGGUCAACAUCAGCAACGCUUCCUGUGUCUCCUGAGCCCGAGCUUGAAAAUCAUGGAGCGGAAGAGGAGAAAAAGAUACCAGAUCCUCCAAAGGUGGCGAAGAAGAAGGUUUUUAGUACGGCCGAGUACAAAGUUGCAUUCUCGCAUUUCUUCCGGAUCUUCUCAUAUUCAACGACAAAAGAUAGGUUCAUGCUGGCUGGUGCAAUAUUCUGCUCGAUAUGUACGGGUGUAACACUUCCUCUGAUGAACGUGGUAUUUGGUCAGCUUGUCGGCGCCUUUGGAGCACAUUACAACCCAUGGUCCGGCGAGACAACAGCUAUGUUCACGCAUACGAUCAACAAAAAUGUACUUUACAUGGUGUAUCUCUUCAUUGGCAGACUGUUUCUUGACUACGUCGCAAUUGUAAGUUUGUACAUCUCAGAUGAAGUUUUCUCAUCGAUCAGGAUGGUCGCUGCUUGUGGUGCUGAGGGAAAGAUGGCUAAGCGAUACGCGAGCUGGGUCGAUGAGUCGAAGCGAAGAGGCCUCAUGAUGUCUCCUUGGGUUGCGAUGCAACAAGCUCCUGUGUUCUUUGCCAUUCAUGCUGUUUUAAUGUCCAUUAUGACCAUCACAAUGUCGAUCGGUAGCAUUGCUACACCAAUUUCCGCGGCUGCUCGCUCAGCUAGCUCAGCUAGUAUAUUUUUCACAAUCAUUGACCAUCCACUUCCGAAAUUCGGGAACCUCAAGCCCCCUGAGGCAACUGCAUCAGAAGAUAUCGUCCUUGAGAAUGUCAACUUUGCAUAUCCGAUCCGACCCGAUGUCAAAGUUCUUGAUGAUGUGACUCUACGCUUUCCAGCAGGCAAAAUGACUGCUAUUGUCGGCCCUUCUGGUUCUGGAAAGAGUACGAUCGUAGGACUUAUCGAGCGAUGGUACGAGCUUGAUGGAGACCUGGCUGAGAAUAUCCUGACUCUUUUCUUCCGAACUGGCACCAUCACUACAGCCGGAACUCAACUACAUAAAAUCGAUCUUAAAUGGUGGAGAUCUCAGAUUGGUCUCGUGCAGCAAGAGCCGUUCUUGUUCAAUGACACUAUAUUCAAGAACGUAGAAUAUGGCCUCAUCGGCACCGAAUGGGAACACGAGACCGAGGAAAAGAAACGAGAGCUUGUGGAGUACGCUUGUAAGGAAGCUUUUGCAGAUGAAUUUAUUACUCGUCUCCCAGAUGGAUACGACACCCAAUGCGGAGAUGCAGGAAUCAAGCUCAGCGGUGGCCAACGCCAGAGACUAGCAAUUGCAAGAAGUAUCGUUAAACAGCCCAAGAUCUUGAUCCUCGAUGAGGCUACCAGUGCCAUCGAUGUUCGGGGCGAGAAAAUCGUGCAAGCAGCUCUCGAUAAAGUGUCGAAGAACAGAACCACCAUCAUGAUCGCCCAUCGCUUAUCCACGAUCAUGAAAGCUGAUAAUAUCGUGGUGUUGAAGAAAGGCAAAGUCGUCCAGCAAGGAACUCAUACCGAGCUAUUAGCUGAUCGUGAGGGAGCUUAUUAUGCUCUUGCUAACGCGCAACAUCUUUCUUUGGGUGUGGAAGAAAAGAAAGAUAUGGAGUGGAUCAAUUUCGAUACCGAACAUAGGAAAAUACUAGUGCUAGAUAAGUUUAGCGUGGAGCUUGAGGCAUAUAACAAGCUGUUUGAAGAACCUGAAUAUGAGAAGAGAGGCUUCUUUGGAAGCUUCGGCUCUUUGUUGCUGGAACAAAAGUCACAUUGGCCUUGGUAUCUGUUGAUGCUGUUAGCGAGUUUCGGGGCAGGAGCUGCAUUUCCACUCCAAUCAUUCUUAUUUGCAAAGUUAAUAUCAGUCUUCAGCUUCUGGGGCUGGUAUCUUAAACAGCAGACUGAUUGGUGGUGCUUGAUGUUCACCGUCCUGGCAGCGGGCGUGGGGGUCAGUUAUUUUGUGCUAGGAUGGUCUUCGAAUACUGUAUCAUAUCACAUCACCUCGGCCUAUCGAAAAGAGUAUUUUGAAAACGUUCUUCACAAACCGGUCGCUUAUUACGACGAAGAAGAGAACUCCAUCGGUAGUCUCACAGGCCGUAUGGCCAAUGAUCCCACACAACUUCAACAGCUACUCGGCAUCAAUAUGGCAUUCGUCUUCAUCUCAAUCUUUAAUGUCGUGGGCUGCAUUGCCAUGUCGUUUUACUUUGGUUGGAAGCUCACGCUCGUGACCGUCUGCUCGUCAAUGCCCAUCAUUCUCGCGGCAGGCUUCUUUCGAAUCCGUUACGAGACCCAAUUCGAGAAGAUGAACUUCGAAGUCUUUGCAGAGAGCGCAAAGUUCGCCACUGAAUCAAUUGGUGCCAUCAGAACUGUGACGGCGCUCACACUUGAAGAUGAGAUUUGCGGCAGAUACGAGAAGUUACUUCAGACUCAUAUCAAAGAAGCCUUCCAUAAAGCCAGGUUCUCUACACUGGUGUUUGCGAUGAGCGAUAGUAUUGCUUUACUGUGCAUGGCGUUCGUGCUGUGGUAUGGAGGGAGACUUCUUGCUACCUACGAGUACUGGCCUUUCCAAUACCUGGUCAUAUAUUUAGCAGUUGUGCAAGGCAGCAUAAGUGCUGGUCAAUGGCUGAGUUUUGGCCCAAACAUUGCACAAGCAUCAGCAGCAGCAAAUAGGAUUAGAAGUAUGAGACAAAGAGGCGACAAAGAAGAAGACAAGAUGCCACUGGAAUUCGACGAAACCGAAGACGAAGAGAAACACUCAACGACUCGGGGAGUUAAACUCGAGCUUCGGAACGUCUUCUUCAAAUAUCCUACUCGUGAUGUCCCAGUCCUACAAGGCUUGAACAUGACGAUCGAGAAAGGUCAAUUCGCAGCUUUAGUCGGCCCUUCCGGCUCUGGAAAGACCAGCAUCAUCUCUCUACUUGAGAGGUUCUAUCGUUGCCAGACUGGAAGAAUUAUGUAUAACGGUACUGAUAUCAAUGAUCUGAAUCUGGUAGACUAUCGAAAGUCAAUUUCUCUUGUCGCACAGGAAGCUUCAAUCUUCGAAGGCUCCAUUCGGGAUAACAUCCUUCUUGGUGUCGAUGAACAUACCACACCAGACGAGGUUCUUCGACAAGCAUGUCGUGAUGCCGAGAUACACGACUUCAUUUCAUCCUUACCAGAAGGCUAUGACACAGAAGUUGGAACGAAAGGUGUCGCGCUCUCAGGUGGCCAGAAGCAACGACUCGCCAUUGCACGCGCACUCAUCAGAAAUCCAAGAGUCUUGCUCCUCGAUGAAGCAACGUCGAAUCUUGACUCUGAAACCGAAAAAUCCGUUCAAGCUGUCUUUGAGAAGACGGGUCGAGGUCGGACUAUGGUGGUUGUUGCUCACAGACUUGCUACUGUCCAGAAUGCUGAUGUCAUUUUCGUGAUUGGGGAUGGGAGGGUGGUUGAGAAAGGGACUCAUGCUGCGUUGUUGAGAAGCAGGGGUUUGUAUUAUCAGAUGUGCCAAUCACAAGCUCUUGACAGAUGA